GCCGUGUCCGCCGCUGGCCCUAGGAUGGUACUUCCUACUGGCUGGCACGCGUAGCAGCCAGAGAUGGCCCCAGACAUGUGGCUGUUCCUGGUGACCGCUGGAUCGCUGAUGGCAGCCCUCACAGGUCAACCCUCUGCAACCCCAUCUGGCCAGGUCAACACCAGCAGUGCAGAGAAUGAGCCCUUGGAGCCAGGGGAGCAGCUCGGGGUCCGUCUGGUGAACGGGAGCAGCCGCUGCAGUGGGACGGUGGAAGUCCGGCUCGGGAAGUCCUGGGAGCCCGCGUGCGGGGCACUCUGGAAUGGCCGCGCCGCCGAGGCCGUGUGCCAAGCGCUGGGGUGCGGCGGGGCGGAGGCGGCUGCCCAGCUCACUCCACCGACCCCCGAGUUUGGGCCUGCCGCGGGGAAUGCCAGCGGGGUCCCGAACGUCACGCUGGCUGGGGUGCCCGCCGUCUUGUGCAGCGGCGUCGAGUGGAGGCUCUGCGACGUGGUGGAGCACGAGUGCAGUGGCGAUAGGAAGCCGGCCUGGGUCACCUGUGCAGAGAAUCGUGCACUGCGGGUGAUGGACGGCGGCGGCCCCUGCGCUGGCCGGGUGGAGAUGCUGGAGCGCGGCCAGUGGGGCUCGGUGUGCGAUGACACGUGGGACCUAGAGGACGCCCACGUGGUGUGCCGGCAACUGGGCUGUGGCUGGGCAGUCCAGGCCCUGCCCGGCAUGCACUUCACACCCGGCCGAGGGCCCAUCCACCGGGACCAGGUGAACUGCUCCGGAGCCGAGGCUUACCUGUGGGACUGUCCGGGGCUGCCAGGAUACCACUACUGUGGCCACAAGGAGGAUGCAGGUGUGGUGUGCUCAGAGCACCAGUCCUGGCGCCUGACUGGGGGCACUGACCCCUGUGAGGGGCAAGUGGAGGUAUACUUCCGAGGGUUCUGGAACACGGUGUGUGACAGUGAGUGGUACACACAGGAGGCCAAAGUGCUCUGCCAGACCUUGGGCUGCGGAAAUGUGGUCGAACAGCCCAAGGGGCGGCCCCACUCCUUGUCGGGCAAGAUGUUCUACUCAUGCAAAGGGGAGGAGCCCACCCUCUCCGACUGCUUCUGGCGGUUCAACAACUCCAACCUCUGUAGAGAGUCACAUGCAGCCCGAGUCCUCUGCUCAGGUUCCCGGAGCUUGCACAAUCUGUCCACUCCUGAAGUCCCAGCAAGUGUUCAGCCAGCCACUGUAGAACCUUCUGUGACAGUGAAAACAGAGGCCAUGGAAUCUCAAGAGUUAAUGCUCCUCAUCCUCUGCAUUGUUCUGGGAAUUCUCCUCCUUGGUUCACUCAUCUCCAUAGCCUUCAUCCUCUUGAAAAUGAAAGGAAAAUAUGCCAUCCCCACUAUGGUGAACCACCAGCACCCACCCACCACCAUCCCAGCAGUCAUCAAUAGCUAUCAAGUGGUCCCCAUCACCAUCCCCAAAGAAGAAGUUCCCAACCUGCCCAUCCAGGUCCGGGCCCCAGCCCCUGCGGACUCGGACUCCAGCUCAGACACAGACUAUGAGCACUAUGACUUCAGCACCCAGCCUCCUGUGGCCCUGACCACCUUCUACAACUCACAGCGGCACCGGGUCACAGAUGAGGAGGCCCACCAGAGCAGGUUCCAGAUGCCCCCCCUGGAGGAAGGACUUGAAGAGUUGCACGUUUCCCACGUCCCACCUGCCAACCCCGGAUACUGCGUUGUAGAUCCUCCCUCCCUGGACCCUCAAGGUCACGCAAGGAGCAACAGUGGGUCCAGCACAUCUUCCGGGGAGAAUUACUGCAAUAACGCCGGCAACCAGCUCCCUCCAUGGAAUCCCCAGGUGUUUUCUUUGCAGAGGAAUUCCUUUCUGGAACAGCCCCCAAACCUGGAGCUGGCUGGCUCCCGGACAACUUUUUCAGCAGGGCCAUUGGCUGACGACAGCUCCAGCACCUCAUCCGGAUCCGGGGAGUGGUACCAGAACUUCCAGCCGCCGCCUCCCCAAACCCCUUCAGUGGAGCAAUUUGGGUGUCCAGGGUCCCCCAGUCCUCAGCCUCACUCCACUGAUACUGAUGACUAUGAUGACAUUGGAGCAGCCUAGACUGGAUCCAGCUGAGGCCCCUGGGGUGGCUUCCCCUGUCCCCCAUUUCCUGCUGCACCUAUUGGCCUGCUCUGCUCCCCCCAGAGUGCCCCCAUGGCACUGAGAGACCCCCUAGAGAGAUGGAAGAAACUCCACACCUGUGCCCCUCAGUCUUCUUCCAUUAGACCGAACCUGCUGGUACAGCCCUACCCGGCCCUAAUGAGCACCCCAGGUGCUUGGAGGACAGUGCUCCUCCAAGUGGCGUGAGUCCUCUGUCUCUGCAAUGGACAAGAAGAGUCUGCCAGGAGCAAGAGAACUGGACCGGACUCCUGAGGCCACUUCUGACCCUCAGGGGUCUUGUGGUUUGAUUCCUCAAGUCUCUGACAGCUCAGGACCAGAGGUGCUGGGAGGGACAAAAACAGGUCCCCACCAUGGUGUUGCCAUGAGAGGUCCCUUGUGCUAGGAGCUGUGGGGCUGUUGUAACUCUGCUAGGUGGUGCUGGGGGUAGGGCAGCUCUGGGCAGAGCAUACGGCCUUCCUGGGUGCAGUCAGCUCACAGCAAACAGGGUGAGUGUGUUCCCCCCACAAAGGGGCUGAGGCCCAAGGCCAGUCCUGCCCCAGAGACUCUUGGAGCCCUUCAGGAGUGCACACUUGUUCUGCGGUAACUUUUCCUGGACAGUGGAUCCUUAUUCUGAAUUUCCUAUGGUUUACAAAGAGGGCCCCAACCCCACCCUCCCACAGGCCCCAGGGACAGAGGCCCAGUCCUUGUGGGGACAGGAGUGCAGAUAUGUCUGCCAGGAGGGGGCCCGAAGGAUGCCCCAAGCCUUCAUGCACCUUCUUGAAUAGAGUCAGACGCUUCCAGGAUGCAUACAUGAGCGUGUGGUGUUGCCCCCAGAGCCAUCACAGUGUCUGGGGCCCAGGCCAGGCUCUGUGUCCUGUGUUGAGUAUUCCAAGAUUAAACUGAAUUGCUGAGUGAAA
Otolemur garnettii (small-eared galago) is the source of this 3044-nucleotide messenger RNA. It is a transcript of the gene CD6, whose product is annotated as CD6 molecule. The record is from RefSeq and is a predicted model, not a curated record. Bases 64 to 2088 code for a protein of 674 amino acids. Gene Ontology annotation, cellular component: membrane. The transcript has 13 exons. NCBI's taxonomy places the organism in Eukaryota, Metazoa, Chordata, Mammalia, Primates, Galagidae.